Molecule: messenger RNA, 1941 nt
Organism: Lagopus leucura (white-tailed ptarmigan)
Lineage: Eukaryota; Metazoa; Chordata; Aves; Galliformes; Phasianidae
Gene: RAPSN
Product: receptor associated protein of the synapse
Exons: 8
Coding region: 265-1476 (403 amino acids)
Biological process (GO): chemical synaptic transmission
Cellular component (GO): synapse
Molecular function (GO): protein-membrane adaptor activity; acetylcholine receptor binding
Source: RefSeq, a predicted model, not a curated record
UUUCGUCUUUGUUGAUGGCGUUGGACAGGCGAAUGCACUGAUGUAGUCUUAGCAAGCAAGAUAUUCGUUUAGUGGAUUUGGGAUUCUACCUUCAUUGCCAAACAACCAUUUCUUGCCGUUGCCUUCCACAGCUCCAGCUGCCUGGCAUGGCUGGGUUUUUAUAGCUCCAAGCUUUCUGAGCACACAACCUGCCCUCCUGUAUUAGGGCAUUUUAUGUUGUGUUCUCUCAGGCUCUUCAUUUUUGCUGCAUUUAGAGAUUAGUACAUGAGGCUUUUUAAUGCAUGGGAGAUGGGUCAGGACCAGACAAAGCAACAGAUAGAAAAAGGACUCCAUCUCUACCAGUCUAAUCAGACUGAAAAGGCUCUGCAAGUCUGGAUGAGGGUUUUGGAGAAGUCUGCGGAUCCUGCUGGCAGGUUUCGCGUUUUGGGUUGCCUCAUCACUGCUCAUGCAGAGAUGGGCAGAUACAAAGAUAUGCUGAAGUUCGCAGUGGUACAGAUUGACACAGCACGGGAGCUGGAAGACCCAAAUUACCUUACAGAGGGCUAUCUAAACCUGGCUCGCAGCAAUGAGAAACUCUGUGAAUUCCAGAAAACAAUAUCUUACUGUAAGACAUGCUUGAACAUGCAGGGUACUACUGUGAGCCCGCAGCUGAAUGGCCAGGUGAGCCUCAGCAUGGGCAAUGCCUUCCUGGGCCUCAGCAUUUUCCAGAAGGCUUUGGAGUGCUUUGAAAAAGCUUUACGCUAUGCACACAACAAUGACGACAAGAUGCUGGAGUGUCGAGUCUGCUGUAGCCUUGGGAACUUCUAUGCCCAGAUAAAGGACUAUGAGAAAGCUUUGUUCUUCCCAUGUAAAGCAGCAGAGCUGGUGAAUGACUAUGGAGCAGGCUGGAGCUUGAAGUACCGUGCAAUGAGCCAGUAUCACAUGGCAGUGGCCUACCGGAAGCUGGGGCGCUUGGCAGACGCUAUGGACUGCUGUGAGGAGUCCAUGAAGAUUGCCCUUCAGCAUGGUGACCGGCCUCUGCAGGCACUGUGUCUGCUGUGCUUUGCUGAUAUCCAUCGCAGUCGCAGAGAUGUGCAGACAGCCUUUCCCCGGUAUGAUUCUGCCAUGAGCAUCAUGACAGAGAUUGGAAACCGCCUGGGUCAGAUCCAGGUGCUGCUAGGAGUGGCUAAGUGCUGGAUGAUCCAGAAGGAGCUGGACAAGGCUCUGGAAAGCAUUGAAAAGGCACAGGAACUGGCAGAGGGACUAGGGAACAAGCUUGGUCUGCUGAAGCUCCACUGUCUGUGUGAAAGGAUCUAUCGCACAAAGGGGCAGCAGCGAGAAUUGCGUGACCAUGUAGUGAAGUUCCAUGAAUGCGUGGAGGAGAUGGAGCUGUACUGUGGCAUGUGUGGAGAAUCUAUUGGGGAGAAGAACAACCAGCUGCAGGCGCUGCCUUGCUCCCACUUCUUCCACUUAAAGUGUUCUACACGAUUUCAUUAGCCAUAGCCUUUAGAAGGUGAGAUUUAGUUGUAACGUCCACUUCACUCCCUUGCCUUGUAGGCACUUAGCUCAGUUCACAGAUUAUCUGUUACUACCUUUUGGGAGAUCUAUGCUCCCACAGGCGGUUUGGCUUUUUUCCCUGAACCCCUCCAUUUCACUCUGGUAGGUGAGGCGUACAAAGCUGAGUAAGGCGUUCAGUCCGUUACUGUGCUACUGUCACGAUGGACAUCGUCUGAUUUUUAGUUCCAAAACUUAAGUAUUUAAGAACAUAUCACUGAUGUAGAUGACACUACACCACUACGCGACUGCCCCCAGAGUCCAGGGGGGCUGCUGUCCCUAGCAGGAAAGGAGAGCAACGCGGCUUCCUCUUGUGGAGGAACGCGCUGCAGCGCUUCCACCAAACCCCUGUAUGACAGAUCUCGUGGGUGGCCGGGCCGGCUGCGUGCCCGCCCGUGUGGCCCGUGC